Hermetia illucens (black soldier fly) is the source of this 1635-nucleotide messenger RNA. Its product is annotated as vanin-like protein 1. The record is from RefSeq and is a predicted model, not a curated record. The transcript has 6 exons. The coding region runs from base 1 to 1593 and encodes 530 amino acids. NCBI's taxonomy places the organism in Eukaryota, Metazoa, Arthropoda, Insecta, Diptera, Stratiomyidae.
AUGGAAGUAAUAAAAGUGCUUACCGCUGUCCUUUUUGCUUUGGUGAUUCUAGGUGCUCGAAAUAUUCAAGCACGCCCAUCCAAUGAAAGUGAUUUUUACACUGCUGGUGUCUUGGAGUAUCAUUAUUUACUUUCCAACACAUCGUUGCGGGAUUCCGUGGAUCUGAACCUUAAUGAAUAUAUCCGCUUCAUAGAACUCGCUAAAAGAAAAAAUGUUGAUGUUUUAGUGUUUCCGGAAGGAACACUCAACUAUGACUUCCUCGACACUCGAGAUGAAUUGAUCGACAAUGCAGUAGUUACUCCAGAUCCAAAGCUCAAGAUUGCCCCAUACAAGCAUAAGGAUAAAUAUUCAUGGAUUUUAGCGAAACUCUCUCAGGCUGCCAAAGACAAUCAGAUUUAUGUUCUGGUCAACGUGGUUGAAAAAGUACCUUGCACAGCGGACUCGGUUGCGUGUAAACCUCCAUAUAAUGUUCACCAUGACGGCUAUAGUCUCUACAAUACUAACGUAGUUUUCGAUAGAAAGGGGCGUAUAAUAUCCAGAUAUCGUAAAGUGAACCUUUAUAUUGAGCCUGAGAUGGAUGAUGUUGUCGAUCAACCGUUGCCCAUCUUCGAAACGGAUUUUGGUGUCAAAUUUGGACAUUUUAUUUGUUUCGACAUAAUGUUUAAAUAUCCUGCGAGAGUAUUAGUUCAACAAGAAAAUAUCACCAAUAUCCUUUAUCCAACAUAUUGGUACGCGGGCCUCCCUUUCUUCAUAGCUGAAACCAUACAUCAGGGUUGGGCGUACAGUAACAAUGUAAAUUUCAUGGUCUCUGGUGCGAAUGCGCCUCAAACGGGAACAACUGGUUCAGGAAUCUACUUGGGUCGCAAACGGAUUCAAGCCACUUUAACAAAACCAUAUCCAAUUCGAGAACUGUUUGUUGCAAAAGUACCCAAGAAUAUCAGAACAGAUGUCGAACUCGAACAACCUCAGAUUAGAAAGGAAAGUUCACCGGCAGAUCUUCUCAGAUUGUAUGUAAACGAAAGCUGGGAACAUCAAAAUUCUGUUAUCUAUCCUAUCGUAGAGCCGCAGGAAACUAUAUGCGUCGAUAAUAAUAAAUUAUGCUGCACCGUUGAGGUUAAGAGAAAGUACCUUCCAGUUCCUGAGGGAGCUUCAUCAUAUAACUACAUGCUAACCGUGAAUUACACCAAGAAACUUUACAUAGAAAAACGAAAUGUAGGCGAAAUAACUUGCGCCAUUAUAGCAUGCACCGGAGAAACCACAGAUACUUGCGGAGGAAGAUUUCAUCUGGACAACGAAGUCCAAAGGAUCGAAUUCGAACAUAUCAAAAUUACAACCAAAAUUCAUUCGGAUCAAUAUGAAGAAGUGAUGGUGAUACCAAAUAUUGUGCCUACAAGACUUUCACCAUUUGAUGUCUCGAAUUUCACUCUUAGUGAGAUUGAUGUGUCAGGAGAUCCACGACACCGCCACAAAAGUUUCACGCUUGAGUCGACCGCAACAGUGCCCGAGUUUUUAGUUUAUGGAAUUUUAGGACGCGACUUUGGCAUGGAUAACGACAGAAUGGAGGAUAUUGCCCGCCAUCACACGAAAUCCUAGCAUAAUAAAAACUCAGUUUGAAGUCAUUGCAAGUGCUAUAAG